Olea europaea var. sylvestris is the source of this 1497-nucleotide messenger RNA. Its product is annotated as protein EXPORTIN 1A-like. Gene Ontology annotation, biological process: ribosomal small subunit export from nucleus; protein export from nucleus; ribosomal large subunit export from nucleus. The coding region runs from base 293 to 1471 and encodes 392 amino acids. The record is from RefSeq and is a predicted model, not a curated record. Gene Ontology annotation, molecular function: nuclear export signal receptor activity; small GTPase binding. NCBI's taxonomy places the organism in Eukaryota, Viridiplantae, Streptophyta, Magnoliopsida, Lamiales, Oleaceae. Gene Ontology annotation, cellular component: cytoplasm; nucleus. The transcript is spliced from 13 exons.
AAACUCACACGUAAAACUCCCCGCACCUCCGCAUUCCACGGUAUAAUUUAUAAAGCGAGAGGACAUUUAUCAUUUUCAAAGUUUCUCUCUCUAAAACCCCUCUCUCUCUAAAACUACUCUGCUUCAAUUUGAAGCUGUCUUUGUAAUUCCAAUUUUCACCCUUCCCCGUCCGUCUCUAUAUAUACCAACACUCUCUCUAUACAUAAGCAGGGUUGGUCCGUACUACUGCUUCUUAGGGUUUUAGAUAAGUGGUUUUUACUGGGUUUAAUACGGUUUGAGCGGUGAUCUCUAGAUGGCGGCAGAGAAGUUACGGGAUUUGAGUCAGCCGAUUGACGUUGCCUUGCUUGAUGCUACAGUAGCGGCUUUCUAUGGCACUGGAUCUAAAGAAGAGAGAACUGCAGCGGACCAUAUCUUGCGAGAUCUGCAAAAUAACCCUGAUAUGUGGCUUCAAGUGGUUCACAUUCUAUCAAAUACUCAAAACUUGAAUACUAAAUUUUAUGCUUUGCAGGUUCUAGAAGGUGUUGUCAAGUAUAGAUGGAAUGCUUUGCCUGUAGAACAAAGAGACGGCAUGAAAAACUAUAUUUCUGAAGUUAUAGUUAAGCUUUCAAGUGACGAGAUCUCUUUCCGGCGGGAGAGGCUGUAUGUCAACAAACUAAAUAUUAUAUUAGUUCAGAUCUUGAAGCAUGAGUGGCCAGCCAGGUGGCAAAGAUUCAUUCCUGACUUGGUUGCAGCAGCAAAAACGAGUGAAACUAUUUGUGAGAAUUGCAUGGCUAUAUUGAAAUUGUUAAGUGAAGAGGUCUUUGACUUCUCGAGGGGUGAAAUGACUCAACAGAAGAUUAAGGAGUUAAAGCAAUCAUUAAACAGUGAGUUUCAGCUCAUUCACGAACUAUGCUUGUACGUUUUGUCAGUAUCUCAAAGAGCUGAGCUUAUCAGGGCUACACUGGCCACAUUGCAUGCUUUCCUUUCUUGGAUUCCUUUGGGCUACAUUUUUGAAUCACCACUGCUUGAGACACUCCUCAAAUUCUUUCCCGUGCCUGCUUAUCGCAACCUCACUCUUCAGUGCCUGUCAGAGGUUGCUGCCCUAAGUUUUGGGGAUUUUUACAACAUGCAGUACAUCAAGAUGUAUAACAUAUUCAUGGUGCAAUUGCAGACUAUUCUCCCUCCCAGCACAAACUUCCCAGAGGCUUAUGCGAAUGGAAAUAGUGAGGAACAGGCAUUUAUUCAGAACUUGGCAUUGUUUUUCACAUCCUUUUACAAGGCUCAUAUACGAAUAUUGGAAUCUACACCAGAGAACAUAAAUGCGCUGUUGAUGGGUCUUGAGUAUCUCAUUAAUAUCUCGUAUGUGGACGAUAAUGAAGUUUUUAAGGUCUGCUUGGACUAUUGGAACUCAUUAGUUUUGGAGCUGUUUGAAGCUCACCAUAAUCUGGACAUUCCUGCAUCAACUGUAAAUAUGAUGGGACUGCAGGUAUGAUUGAUCGUUAUACCAUUUUACCUUUU